GUGAGCUCAGUGAGCGUUCCAGUGAAUUGAUCUGAUUUCAAAAUGUCCGCUUUUAUUCGCAUAUCCAUACUUGCAGCCGAGCUUUUUUGAGUCAUUUGACAGUUGUAAUUAUGACUUAUUAUGAACUAAACACCACAAUUUAUUAAAGGCGUUCUAAAACACUAAAAACACGAAUAAAAUAUGAGCCAAAUGGAACGAAUCAACUGAUCUUCGUAUAUUUAUUUAACGUCAAAACACGUGGUGCACAAUAUUCAGGUUACAUCAUGGCGGACAAGGUGAAAGAAUUUGCCGGGCGAAUGGGCAACGCUCCGCGAGGAGUUUCGUUGGGAUUUAAAUUGCUGGCUGGUGCCGCUGCUUUAGGUUAUGCUGUAAGGGAAUCUCUGUACACUGGUGAGCAAUUUUACUGAGAAAAAAGUGUAGAAUUAGGAGAAAUUUAAUGACAAAAUAUUUCAUCAUUUAUAGUUUCAUCUGUUGUGUAAUUAUUAUACAUCAAAUAUAACAAUUUCUGGUAGAAUCAGAAGAUCGAUCGGUCGUUAGGACUGAAAUCUGAUCCCAAAAAAUCUAAAACGAUCGAAAAUAUCAAGUAAUAAUAACCAUUUGAUCAUUAAUUGUUAAAUCCAUUUGCUAUAAAUUGCCAUGCAUUUUAUUAAAUCACAUAGUUAAUUUCAGCCUUUUCUUAUACAGUGAGGCUGUAAAUGAUUAGAAUCUAAUUUUGAGAAGAUCAGAUCGAAACAAUCGAAUAUACAAAUCCACCAAGUCCUUGUAUUUGGUGGGAGACGCCCACAUUUUGGAAACAUUUGGGGUGAAUAGGGAUAUACAAAUCUGCCCAAAUUUGAAGCAAAAUCCACGAUCCGACAAUGGUCUUAUCUAAAUUUGAAUCUGCUGAAAGCUCUACUAUGAAGUCACAAUCUAGGAUCUGAACUAAAUUGCAAGCUGAAUCCACAAUCGGAGCCAAAAUAUUAGAUAAAUCCGCAAGUAAGAUCCGCAAAUCCGUGUAAAAUAUCAACCUCGUUCCCAGGGUCUUUAGGAAAGACCCUGGUAUCGGCUGGUCACGUGCCUCGUCCAAAAUUGAUUGCCCGAGGGGGGUGUGGUGAAAGUAUCAAAUUACAAACAGUUAAAAACAUAAAUUUUGCGAACUAUUACCAGUGAGUUCAAAAUACUUGCUAAUUUUUGUUUAUUUUAUUUGCAUUGAAUUUACUAGAACAUUCUUACAUUUUUACCAACAAUCAAGUCAAGAAACCAAGCAAAUCGUUACUCGCAGUGCUCUCUCGUGUUGUUUUAUUCAAUGCUCUCUUCACACUCGAGCGCGGUUUUAUAACAAACGUUUAUGGGCCUUUCAGUGGUCACCAUUUCUACAUAUCUAAUGUUUUUAAAACAAGCAUUAGAUUUGUCCUUUUUUGUAAACGUUGCUAUGCUUUGCACGUCUUGUUUAUAAGAGAAAUUAAAGAAACAGUAUUGUAUUGUAUUGUAUUGUAUUGUCUAGGACUAGAGAGAGCCCAAUAUCAGCAAAUGUAAACAUUUGAUACUAGCCAAACAGAGAAAUGUCUGUCAGUGAUUUAUCUUUAAAAUUUUGGAUUUAGUACAUAAUUCGUAUUCAUUAAUUAUAGUAAGGCUUUAGCCUUUUCCUUGGUCAGAUAAUGUUUUCCUAAUAUGCACACAACUAGGCUAUAAUCUACAUCACAAAUUUACAGUGUCAGACGCGCACAGACUGCCAUACGAAUACACAUAAAUUUUCGAGUUUUCUACUUCUACUAAGGCUACUAACAGUUUUCAUUGUGUCUCAAUCAUCUGUUUAUUUCUAGUUCAAUAAGUUCAUUUAUAUUUCUAUAUUUAUUUGAUAGUGGCAUAUAUAGUGAUACAUGUAGGCUAUUUACACACAAGCAAUCCUGGAUAUGAUAGAGACGAUACAAGCUGUCCAUUAAAAAAUAACGGUAUUCUAUUUCACAAAGCAAAAAAUUUAAAUCUCACUUGUAUUAUUAAGAAUAUAUAUAAAGCAGAAAAUUAAAGCUUGUGUCAAAACGAAAGCUGUUUAUAAAAUUUAUAAAAUUUGUUUAUAAAAUUUGUUUUAUAAAUGUGGUAUAAACACAGUAGUAAACAGUAAGACAAAUAUAUUGUCGUUUGACUUAUCUUUGAUGUAUGACUUUACUGUAAUAUUGUAGAUUUUCAACAGACAGCUAUAGACUUUGACAUAUACCAUGAUUGUUGAGAUCUUGCAGGAAAUUUUAUAGUCUUUUGACGGGAUUUAAGUUUUGUGAUAAGGCCUUUUAAUAUAAUCAACAAUCUCGAUACAGUUGGCGUCUUGGCGAUAUUUCGGAAAUCAAAAGAUCUCGCUAUUUCGUUCCAAUUCCACAUCUCAUCAAUAAAUAUAUUCUUUUGGUCCAAGUAUCAGGAUAUACUUUAAUACUAACAGUUAAAUAAAUAUAAACCACAUUGGUCAGUCUAGAGAUAUGAAUUUUCUUGUAGGCUUAAUAUUGCCACGCCGCCCAGGCGUGCUUUCUUUGUAAGUUGAAAUCUGAUCCAACUUGCUUGAAUUGUAACUCGACACUAGAUUAUAGAGCAGAAAGUCACAUCACGAUAAAUAUUAAUUUUUAAUUGCAGUUCUCUUCACGAUUUCUUGUUGCAAAUUUAAAUUUCAUCACACAGAAUUGCAAAUAUUGUUACAAACGCGACAAACACGCUCCUCUCCCACCCUGCCCAUAGUAUCAUUUUAAUUUAUCACCCAGAAUCUGGGUGACACGUGACCAGCCGAAACCAGGGUCUUUCCUUCGCCACGCGCCGUUCUAAGAAAGACCCUGGGAACGAGGUUGGUAAAAUAUUCGCCAGAUCUGAAAUCCGAACAAUUUUUUCUGUGAAAUCCAACGAUCCGAAAACCUAUUCACCCCUUUUAUAACCCAUCACCCUAACAUAUGAAAUUGUCUGGUGUUAGACAGAGUAAAAUAAUAAAGUAGGAUGCAUUGGGGUGCAAUGCAACUUAAUGGGUUACCUAGACACGUGCUAUACAUGGGCUGGUGAUGGUCAGAUAGUCUGGUUAACUCGUUCUCCCCCCAUGGUGAAAAGUUGGGAUGUUGUGCCGAACUACAUUCGUGUUUUUUUUUAUCAGAAUGAUUGACGGAUUGAAAUAUUAAAUAAAAUACAUCUAGUGUAUCUGAUCCAACUAGCACACAGUUUUUCUCGUUCAAUUGAUAAAGACAUCAAGCCAUUUGUAAUAUUUUAGUGGAAGGCGGUCAGCGAGCAAUUAUAUUCAGUCGUAUUGGUGGUAUUCAGAAUGAUAUUUAUUCAGAAGGACUUCAUGUUAGGUAAUGUUUUUUGUAAGGACAUAGUUUGUAAUUUUUCAAAUUUUUUUCAAAUUACUUUUAUUCUCCGUUAAAUUAAGAACAUUUCAUCCUCUUGUAUUAUAGGAUACCAUGGUUUCAGUACCCAAUCAUAUACGACAUAAGAUCACGACCAAGAAGGAUUACCUCACUGACAGGAAGCAAAGGUACAUAUUUCUUAAUGUCUUACUAAAGAAUUAAGAUAUGUGAAAAUGUGUGACUUUUAAUUAAAAUAUAAAUGCCCAUUUUCACCAUGCAUCCACGUCUGCAGGAUCAGAAUGUGAAUAUAUGACUUUCAAGUCAAAUGCUGAUCUGACUAAAGUUGAAAUAUCUAAUUAUGUAUUAAAUUCAGACCACAGAGAACUUCAGUAAAUCACACAAACCUGGUAAUCUGCUACUAAUUGCAUUUUUGAUGUUUCUGUUGAUUUGUAUCUGGUGAUGAAAUGAUGAUGUAAUUUGCGCCUGAUAAGCAAGUAUGGUGAAUGGUAUGCCUGCCGUUCUUUUGGCCAGCUUGUCUUGGUGAUGACAUUUACACUACUGAUCUCCCAGAGUACAAACACUGGAAUUAACAGAUUCCAAUUUCAAAUAAAAUUGUCAAAUAAUAUUUAGGGUACAUACUAUAUCCUUGCAACACUUAAUUAUCUGCUACCCAAUUUUUCUUGAGCGAAGUUUUGAAGUUGAACAAUCUUUUAUGCAGUAUAUAAAAGUUACAUUUUUGGCUGAUCUAAAUUGUGAAAUCGCUGGCUAAACGUAAUUGUGAAAAUGGUGAAUUUUUUACUGUAGCUAAAACCAUGUAUGCACUGUAUGUGUAUAUAUGUUAUGAAAUUGCAAGGACUGAUGUUGGGUUUCUGUGGUGUUGGGUUUUGUAAAAUAUGUAUUAAUUAAAAAUUCCUUAUUUUUCAAUGUUGUGUUUAGAUUUGCAAAUGGUUAAUAUUGGAUUGCGGGUGUUAGCAAGACCCAUUUCAAGCAGUCUUCCAAAAAUGUACCAAAAACUUGGACUGGACUACGAUGAACGAGUUCUACCCUCAAUCAUGAAUGAGGUAAAAAUUAGUUAAAAAAACAAAGCAAGCAUAUAUGAGAUGUUGCAAUAGUUGUUAAAUGUUGAAAAAUGUGAAGUACUGAUCCUAUGUUUGAUUUUUUAUUCAGGUUUUAAAAAGCGUGGUUGCCCAGUUCAAUGCAUCACAACUUAUUACAAUGAGACAGGAGGUAAACUUAUCAAUUAUAAUUCAAAUCUAACCCGAUGUUAUGUCUGUUUGGACUGAAAUACCUGUGCAGAAUCUUGCCACACUGUGGGUUGGUUUGAAAUCAAGGUGAACUGCCAUCGCAGUGUAAAUAUAGUAAAAAUUGAACAUGAUUUUAGUUACGAUAGCCUUUGCUAUGCCUCUGCGAGAGUAUAAUAAUAACAGAACAAUGUACUGUAUCUUCAAAAUGAAAUGAUGAUGUAAUUUACACCUGACAAGCAAGCCUGGUGAAUGGUAUGCCUGCCGUUCUUUUGUCCAGCUUGUCUUGCUGACGACAGUUACCCUACUGAUCUUUAACUAGUAAAGAAUAAAAUGGGAUAAAUUGGUUUUUAUGUCUACAUUAGCAAGGGAACCAUCUUUCUAAAAUUAUAUACCUGGUCCUCUUUUUCUUCCAGGUCAGUUUGUUGAUCCGACGAGAGCUCACAGAGAGAGCCAAGGACUUCAAUAUUAUCUUGGAUGAUGUUUCCAUUGUAUGUACCUUAUAUUUUUCCUAACAUCUUUAUUUGACUCUCUUAAUUGGUUAUUCUUUUGUCGACUGAGGAAGUGAUGAUGUAAUUUGCGCCUGAUAAACAAGCAUGGUGAACGGUAUGCCUGCUGUUCUUUUGACCAGCUUGUCUUGGUGAUGACAUUUUCACUACUGAUCCUCUUUUUGCCAUAAUUAUAAGACAAUUUGGUGCUGAAUUAUAUUGAGUACUGGGCAAUGAAAAAUUAUCCUGAUUGUUUUGACCUGACUUACUGUAAGUAUCCUUGAGUAUCCUUAAAUCUUUGGACUUUUUUAGACUGAUUUGAGCUUUGGCAAGGAAUAUGCUGCAGCCGUUGAAGCCAAACAAGUUGGUAAGAAAACAGUUACGAUAGUCUUAUUUAGGCAUGCCACAAAUCCGCCAAAGUUAGCAAAACGUCUCCGAAGAAGGACUAAAUGCAAUGUAUUAUUUACUAAAGCUCAACAGGAGGCACAAAGGGCAGCAUUUUUAGUAGAAAGAGCUGCACAAGAACGACAACAGAAAAUUGUUCAAGCUGAAGGAGAAGCCAAAGCUGCUAAACUUGUAUCCUUUUACAUUUUUCAAGUUUCCAUAGAAAGUUUGCAAUGUCUGUUCUUACAAUGAGUUUUUGGUGGGAAUUUAUAAAUUCUGGUUUUAAUAUGCUCUUUUUAUGUUCAUGUUCAAAAUUUCCUUGACAUGAAGCAAAGCUCGGAGAUGCUUUGCAAGACAAUCCUGGCUAUCUAAAACUACGAAAAAUUACAGCAGCCAGAAAGAUUGCCAACGUUGUAUGUACUUUAAUUCAGUAUUUCGCUUAUUGUUAUGUAGGACUGCUUUUUACUUUGUUUUAUUCAUCACAGGUUGCUAAUUCAAGAAACAAAGUGUACCUGGAUGCCAACAACCUGUUAUUGAAUCUUAGGGAUGAUGCUACUGAUAAGUAUGUUAUAUUUAUGUUAGUUAUCCAAUACAUCCUUCAAGAGAGUACAGUACAUCAGAGUAACUUACAAUAUGUUUUUUUAGGAAUAUUGCGGUUGAUAUUUAACAAAAUUAUGCAGACAAGAAGAUAUCAAUUUUAUUGCAUCACAGGUGGUGAGAUUGUACAUUCAAGAUCCGAUCACAAGAACCAGACACCACUGUAAGUACUGUAGUUUGCCUGGUUCCAGACUUGAACUUUUAUUGAAGAAAAAUAGUGAUCAAUGUAUCUUCUGAUAAAGAUUUGAUAUUGAUUUGAAUUUGCCAGAAUAAAUGUGUUAUAUCUAGUGUUGAUGGUUGUA
Paramuricea clavata is the source of this 6302-nucleotide messenger RNA. The record is from the annotation of a GenBank genome assembly. Lineage: Eukaryota; Metazoa; Cnidaria; Anthozoa; Malacalcyonacea; Plexauridae.